AGCAAACGGAGACGGCGUCCUAUCGCAGUAUAAAUACCCAAGCGAAGUGGCCCACGAAACCCUUGCAACCCUCGCUCCGCCGUUCGCCGCCGCCGCCGUCGUCCGGUGAGGACUACACUAAAUGGAGGCCACCAUACUCCCCUUACUCGCCACCGAGAUCCUGAUCCCGGUGGCGGCCGUCGUCGGGAUUGUCUUCGCGCUCGCGCAGUGGCUGCUGGUCUCCAAGGUCAAGCUCACCCCGGGAAAGACGGGGAGCAGCAAGGACGGCGUCUCCGACUUCCUGAUCGAGGAGGAAGAAGGGCUCAACGACCACAACGUCGUCGUGAAGUGCGCCGAGAUCCAGAACGCCAUCUCCGAAGGAGCAACUUCUUUCCUUUUCACUGAAUACCAGUAUGUUGGAAUAUUCAUGGUUGCUUUUGCAGUCUUGAUCUUCCUCUUUCUUGGCUCAGUUGAAGGCUUCAGCACAAAAUCCCAGCCUUGCACUUAUGGCAAGGAUAAGUAUUGCAAACCAGCACUUGCUAAUGCAGUCUUUAGUACUGUAGCCUUCUUGCUUGGAGCAAUAACCUCACUGGUAUCUGGUUUUCUUGGGAUGAAAAUUGCAACUUAUGCCAAUGCCAGAACAACUCUAGAAGCUCGAAAGGGUGUUGGGAAAGCUUUCAUAACUGCUUUCCGAUCAGGUGCAGUCAUGGGAUUUUUGCUUGCAGCCAAUGGACUGGUGGUUCUCUACAUCGCAAUCAACUUGUUUAAAUUGUACUAUGGUGAUGACUGGGAAGGGCUUUUUGAGUCCAUUACUGGUUAUGGUCUGGGUGGCUCUUCCAUGGCUCUUUUUGGUAGAGUGGGUGGUGGUAUUUACACAAAAGCUGCCGAUGUUGGUGCUGAUCUUGUCGGUAAGGUCGAAAGGAACAUCCCCGAAGAUGACCCUAGAAAUCCAGCUGUGAUAGCAGACAAUGUUGGAGACAAUGUUGGUGACAUUGCCGGUAUGGGAUCUGACCUUUUUGGUUCAUAUGCCGAAUCAUCAUGUGCUGCACUAGUGGUUGCCUCUAUUUCUUCAUUUGGGGUCAACCUUGAUUUCACUGCAAUGUGCUAUCCUUUGCUCAUUAGCUCUAUGGGUAUCAUAGUUUGCCUGAUAACUACUCUCUUCGCAACUGACUUCUUUGAGAUAAAGGCUGUAGAAGAGAUUGAGCCUGCUUUGAAGAAACAGCUCAUCAUCUCCACUGCACUCAUGACUAUUGGCAUUGCCAUUGUUACUUGGGUGGCCCUCCCAUCAUCUUUCACUAUUUUCAACUUUGGUGAGCAGAAACAGGUUAAGAACUGGCAGCUGUUUUUCUGUGUGGCAAUUGGGUUAUGGGCUGGCCUGGUUAUUGGAUUUGUCACUGAAUACUACACAAGCAACGCCUAUAGUCCCGUUCAAGAUGUUGCUGAUUCAUGUCGAACUGGAGCUGCCACCAAUGUUAUCUUCGGGCUUGCUCUCGGAUACAAAUCUGUCAUCAUUCCCAUUUUUGCAAUCGCUAUCAGCAUAUUUGUUAGCUUCAGUCUUGCUGCCAUGUAUGGUAUAGCUGUUGCUGCAUUAGGCAUGUUGAGCACUAUUGCUACUGGCCUAGCAAUUGAUGCUUAUGGACCCAUCAGUGACAAUGCUGGAGGUAUUGCUGAGAUGGCUGGAAUGAGUCACAGAAUUCGGGAGAGGACUGAUGCACUUGAUGCUGCUGGCAACACCACUGCAGCUAUUGGAAAGGGCUUCGCCAUUGGUUCUGCUGCCUUAGUCUCCCUUGCACUUUUUGGUGCAUUUGUGAGCCGGGCAGCUAUCUCCACAGUCGAUGUUCUGACACCAAAGGUGUUCAUUGGGCUAAUUGUUGGUGCAAUGCUUCCGUACUGGUUCUCUGCCAUGACCAUGAAGAGUGUAGGUAGUGCAGCUCUGAAGAUGGUGGAGGAGGUCCGCCGGCAGUUCAACAAUAUCCCAGGUAUUAUGGAAGGUACUGCAAGGCCUGAUUAUGCCACCUGUGUUAAGAUCUCCACAGAUGCCUCCAUCAAGGAGAUGAUUCCUCCUGGUGCACUAGUGAUGCUUACUCCACUCAUUGUCGGAACCUUAUUUGGUGUUGAAACUCUAUCCGGAGUUCUAGCUGGUUCUCUGGUUUCUGGGGUUCAGAUUGCCAUCUCCGCAUCGAAUACUGGUGGUGCAUGGGACAAUGCAAAGAAGUACAUUGAGGCUGGUGCAUCAGAGCACGCUCGAACCCUCGGCCCCAAAGGAUCUGACCCUCACAAGGCUGCUGUCAUCGGGGACACAAUUGGCGACCCACUCAAGGACACAUCAGGGCCUUCACUCAACAUCCUCAUAAAGCUGAUGGCCGUUGAAUCUCUCGUAUUCGCACCAUUCUUUGCAACACACGGAGGCCUCUUGUUCAAGAUCUUCAACUAAGGGAAGAGAAGACACUUGAAGGAAGCUAGUUCUUUAGAGUGCUGAAAUCUUCCAUCAAACCUCACUAUUUAUCAGUAAUUGCGACGUUGUUAUUUUGUCUUUUAGGCCCCUCUUAUUUUGUCAAAAUUCUGCGUCGAUGACAUGACUGUCUUUGUUGGAUGAUGACGAUUGUAUCCACUGCCAGUAGACGCUAAUUUUAGCGUAUGAGAAGUGAUGUGUCCCGUGUUUUCAUGAGUUUA
Messenger RNA from Zingiber officinale, 2652 nucleotides. RefSeq names its product pyrophosphate-energized vacuolar membrane proton pump-like. The transcript is spliced from 8 exons. The coding region runs from base 122 to 2413 and encodes 763 amino acids. Gene Ontology annotation, molecular function: diphosphate hydrolysis-driven proton transmembrane transporter activity; inorganic diphosphate phosphatase activity. Gene Ontology annotation, biological process: proton transmembrane transport. Gene Ontology annotation, cellular component: membrane. Lineage: Eukaryota; Viridiplantae; Streptophyta; Magnoliopsida; Zingiberales; Zingiberaceae. The record is from RefSeq and is a predicted model, not a curated record.